Messenger RNA from Rotaria sp. Silwood1, 213 nucleotides. NCBI's taxonomy places the organism in Eukaryota, Metazoa, Rotifera, Eurotatoria, Philodinida, Philodinidae. The record is from the annotation of a GenBank genome assembly.
AUGACAUCUUCAUCAGAACCAUUAUUUAUAAAAUACGUAAUUCUAGAAGAAUCUAUUCUUACAAUUGAUACAUCGGAUAAACAUUGGCUCGCUUCUGAAGCAUUUUUAUCAAAUGAAAAACUUAAUGUUAAAAAAGUUGAUGACAUUAACAAAUUUGUAUAUAAUCCAUUACUUGAUUUAAAAGCUCAAAAAAAAAAAAUAAUAUCUUUUUAG